UUCAGAACCUCAUCUGCAUAAUUAUAGCUACUGCAGUCUGCAUUUGCUCUCUCUACAUAUAUAUGGAGCGAUCUGCUUGCUUGCAGUGUGCCAUUCGAUCGUGUCUCCUCCCCACUCACUCAACGUUUUGCAAACGCGCGCGAGCAGCGCGGAUACCAGAAUGCCAUGUCGUAUGCACCAUGCUCGCUACAUGCUCUGCCCCUUGUUCAGCGUCUGACUUCCCUGCCUUGUUCUUCAGCUGCCUCUGUUGAUGCAGCACAGAGCCCCGAAGAGCGCGGAAUCUCACGCCGACCUCUGAUUGCCUGAAGCAGCGGUCAAGGGGCGUCACAUGGGCGCGUCGGUUACGGGGCGUGGUAUAGCCGCUGGAUGCACCUGGGCAUGACCAAACAACGAGUGCAUCAGCGGGAGGGCGCAUACGCGGCAUGCUCGACGACCCGCUGUCCAGGAGAUAAGGAGAUAGAGCGGCAGACCGCGAUACCAGCCAGCGCAACGAACCGAGUCCAAUAAAUUCCGGGAACCAAUCACCGGCGCCUUUUCACUCAGCCUCUGAAAUAUCAACAGCGUCUUCUCUCCUCCUCCCAUUCUCCAUCGCCCCCUAUGCCCCUCGCAACACCCAUACCCCGCUUACUGGCAUCAAGAGCACUCAUAUCAGCACGCACACCCGCCGCCAGAGCCCUCCUCCGACCCCGCGUGCUCCGGACGUUUGCUUCAGAAGCCGCCUUCGACCCCGACACCGUAGAACGCGCCCAAGAUGAGGUAGACGUCUGCAUCGUCGGCGGAGGACCCGCGGGGUUGUGUGCUGCCAUCCGGCUCAAACAGCUGGAGCAGGAGAGGGGUGGCGACGAGCUGCGUGUAGUCGUUCUGGAAAAGGGUGGUGAAGUCGGCGCACACAUUCUGUCAGGAGCUGUCAUCGAGACCAAGGCUCUUGACGAGCUGAUUCCCGAUUGGAAAGAGCUGGGAGCCCCUCUGAACCAACCCUCCCUCGGCGGCUCUAUGCGUUUCCUCACUUCCAACUCUUCUUUCCCCCUUCCCCAUCCCCCGCAAAUGAGCAACAAGGGCAACUAUAUUGUCUCUCUCUCGAGACUGACAGCUUGGCUUGGCGAGCAGGCCGAGGCCUUGGGUGUAGAGGUAUACGCUGGGUUUGCAGGUGCCAAGGUCCUCUACACGGAGGACGGCAAGGGAGUCAAAGGCGUAGUGACGGGAGACGUCGGGCUGGACAAGGACGGGAACCCCAAGGAGAGCUAUGAGCCCGGUAUGGAGUUUUACUCCAAGGUGACUCUGAUUGCCGAGGGAGCCCACGGGUCAUUAUCGAAGGAGAUCCAGAACAAAUUCAAUCUUCGGGAGGGCAAGGACCCACAAACGUAUGGCCUUGGUAUCAAGGAGGUGUGGAGAGUUCCGGAUGAGGUCUAUCGGCCGGGAGAGGUCGUACAUACUCUUGGAUGGCCUUUGGACUUCAAGACGUAUGGUGGAAGUUGGUUGUACCACAUGGAGGACAAUAUGGUCAGUAUAGGGCUGGUCGUUGGGCUGGAUUACCAAAAUCCUUAUCUCUCUCCUUACAAGGAGUUCCAGCGGAUGAAGCACCACCCGUUCUUCGCCAACGUCCUCAAGGACGGUGAAUGCCUCGCCUAUGGCGCCCGUGUUCUUAACGAGGGCGGUCUCCAGUCUAUACCCAAGCUAAACUUCCCUGGCGGUGCUCUCAUUGGAUGUUCUGCUGGUUUCCUCAACGUUCCCAAGAUCAAGGGCACCCACAAUGCCAUGAAGUCUGGUAUGCUCGCCGCCGAAAGCGCCUUUGCUGCUAUCAAUGCCGCCGCCGAGCAUGCGCCCGAAGCUAUCGAAGAAACGGAAGAAUCAGAAGAUUCAGAAGAGACCGUCAUCUCCCCCCUCCUCGACUCCCACCCUAUUGACAUGUCUGGCUAUGCCACGGCUGUCGAGAACUCUUGGAUCUGGCAGGAGCUGAAGGAGAUCAGGAAUGUCCGCCCCUCUUUCCACAACCCAUUGGGUCUUUGGGGUGGUAUGAUGUGGUCUGGAUUGGACAGUCUCAUAUUGAAGGGGCGAGUGCCAUGGACGUUCCACAACAAGGUGGAGGACUAUGAUGCCACGAAGAAGGCUAGCGAAGUACAGCCUAUUGAAUACCCUACACCAGACGGCAAGCUCUCAUUCGACAUCCUCACCUCCGUUUCUAUGACCGGCACCAACCACGCCGAGAACCAGCCGGUCCACUUGAGGCUUCCAAAGGUGGAUGGCGCAAAGGCCGAGCACACCAAAAUCAACGCUGGACAGUACGCUGGUCUUUUGGGUCGAGUCUGUCCUGCGGCUGUCUAUGAGUAUGCAGACGCCGAAGGGAGCGAGGUGGAUGCGGAUGGCAAGAAGUUUGUGAUCAACUCGCAGAACUGCAUUCAUGUGAGUAGCAAUGUCGUUCUUGGUCGCAUCGAGCGCUGGCUAAUGAUCUUCCAGUGCAAGACCUGUUCCAUCAAGACGCCUACUCAGGACAUCACUUGGACUGUACCGGAAGGCGGCGGAGGUCCCAAGUACAAUCUCACAUGAUCGCUUUCGGAUGGGUUCUUCAGACUUCAACGCAUUUUGUAUCAAGUAUUGGCAUUACAAUAACGGGGCAAUGGCGCCAGGGGGAGCAUGCAGACAUAUAUCAUCAUGGUGUGGGUUUAGACAAGAAGGACUGCGCUCAAGGCAUCUCAUAUCAUCGAAUUAUCCCGCGCAAUAUCUCGUUCUGGACCCGCCAACACCUCAAAGCACCCAGGCCCAGAGCCUCGAC
Cryptococcus amylolentus CBS 6039 is the source of this 2770-nucleotide messenger RNA. RefSeq lists its product as hypothetical. Gene Ontology annotation, biological process: electron transport chain. The record is from RefSeq and is a predicted model, not a curated record. Lineage: Eukaryota; Fungi; Basidiomycota; Tremellomycetes; Tremellales; Cryptococcaceae. Gene Ontology annotation, molecular function: iron-sulfur cluster binding; electron-transferring-flavoprotein dehydrogenase activity. Bases 598 to 2544 code for a protein of 648 amino acids. Gene Ontology annotation, cellular component: mitochondrial inner membrane. The transcript has 6 exons.